UGGGAUCUUUAUAAAUCGUAAUAAAAAAAAAGUCAAGAGAACGGAAAAGUUUUAGAUUUUCUUCUUUCUAUAAUAAAGAAAUUAAUAAAAUAUUAAAAAAUUUAAUUAAAAAAAUCAGUCAUCGUAAAAAAAAAGAAAAGGAACACAACAACAUCAACUGUGCAAUGAAGUGGGCAGAAGAACUUGAUAAUUAAACGCCUAGCAAAAAGCAUGAAAAAGUCGCAGGUGGACAAACAAGAGUCUUUGAAGCGUAAAAACAGCAAUUAAUCGUUGAAAAGGUGCGAAUUCCUAGGCAAAAUACAGGUCGCUAGGUGUAUGUUUAGAUUGUAUUAUGCGGUUUUAUUUAUAUGUUUUCUUUUGUAGAAAAUGGCGGUCGGGAUGAAACGGAAAAUGAUUGUGGUUCCAUUAAAGCAUCUAAUAAAUCGUCGAAGAAGCCUAGAAAGGCCAGAACCGCCUUUACCGAUCAUCAAUUGAACGAAUUAGAAGCGAGUUUCUCAAGACAAAAAUACCUCAGUGUUCAAGAUCGAAUGGAAUUGGCAUCUAGAUUGAAUCUCUCCGAUACACAAGUCAAAACUUGGUACCAAAAUAGAAGAACAAAAUGGAAAAGGCAAACAGCAGUUGGACUGGAACUACUCGCUGAAGCUGGAAAUUUAGCUGCUGUGCAACGUCUAGUUCAUUCAAACUCAUCUUAUUGGUCAGCUUACUUACCCCCUCCAGGUGGAGCUGCUGGAGGAGGAAUAAUGUCGAAUUUGGACGCUCUUUACUCAAGGGGGACGGCUUGUCCAGCGCCACCUAGGCCAUUUAUACCCAGAUUGUUUAUACAAGGCCUACAGCAACACGUCAAUCAUUUACCUCCCAGUUUGCCGCAUUCCGAAUCAAAUUCUUGA
Molecule: messenger RNA, 887 nt
Organism: Dimorphilus gyrociliatus
Lineage: Eukaryota; Metazoa; Annelida; Polychaeta; Dinophilidae
Source: the annotation of a GenBank genome assembly